Cyphellophora europaea CBS 101466 is the source of this 963-nucleotide messenger RNA. RefSeq lists its product as uncharacterized. The record is from RefSeq and is a predicted model, not a curated record. The coding region runs from base 1 to 963 and encodes 320 amino acids. The transcript has a single exon. Lineage: Eukaryota; Fungi; Ascomycota; Eurotiomycetes; Chaetothyriales; Cyphellophoraceae.
AUGACAGAAAUCUCCAUCAAGUUAACGAACGGGUCGUUGCUAACCGGGAAAACCCAUUUCCCUUCUUCGUCAAUGUUGAGUACCUUUACUCCUCUCGUCGUUCUCAUUCAUGGCGGCGGGUACGAUGCCAACUACUUCGAUGCCAACGAUAAGCACACGGUGCGAUAUCUGAGUGAAGCAUUGGGCAUUCCACUGAUCGCUCUCAACCGUCCUGGGUAUGGUUCAACCGACCUGUGGCAUUUCGACAAGGGCAAGAACAGUUUUAUCCAGCAGAGUGGUCGGUGGCUACACGAAUUCGCACUUCCAGCUGUCUGGGCCGAAUUUGGAAAGAGCUUGAACGUGUCUUCAAUAGUUCUGUUCGGUCAUUCUGUUGGAGGGGCUAUCAGCGUUGUCGCAGCAUCGGAGUACGAGCGAGGGGCGUCGCAAUAUGUGCUUUCUGGAUUGGCAAUCAGCGGAAUGGGUUCUAGGCCCGAGACUUCGACAUUCGGGCCCAUGCUCCAGCAGAUGGAGAGCACAAUGGACUCGACGAAACUGAACCCUUUGUCGGUCCCGCACGAAGCCAAGGAUACGAUCACCUUCCACACCGAGUAUACGUUUGACCCCGAUAUCCUGAAGGAGACACAGAGGCUUGGCCGCGAUUCAUCGUUCGAAGAACUAUAUGACAUCAACCUGCUGUGGCCAAAUUACUGGGAGUCAUAUUCUAAAACAAUCCAAGUCCCGGUGCUGUAUACCAUGGGACAGUUGGACAAGCUGUGGCAUUUGAGUGCUGAAACUGUUGAAGAGUUUAGCCGAGGCUUCAGUAGUUCUGCAUGGGUUGAGACCAGGAUUCUGCAAAAUGCUCCACACUGCAUUGAGCUUUCUCUCCAUGGAACUGGCUUUAUCCUACGGGAACUGGGCUUUGCGUUAGAAUGUACUACGCGGCUCGCAAUUGAAGAGAAGAUGCACAACGCGAGAAGAGCAUAG